This is a messenger RNA of Aegilops tauschii subsp. strangulata, 1210 nucleotides long. RefSeq names its product MADS-box transcription factor PHERES 1-like. Gene Ontology annotation, biological process: positive regulation of transcription by RNA polymerase II. The record is from RefSeq and is a predicted model, not a curated record. Gene Ontology annotation, molecular function: protein dimerization activity; DNA-binding transcription factor activity, RNA polymerase II-specific; cis-regulatory region sequence-specific DNA binding. NCBI's taxonomy places the organism in Eukaryota, Viridiplantae, Streptophyta, Magnoliopsida, Poales, Poaceae.
AUGGCUCGCAAGAAGAUUGCCCUCCAGUACAUCAAGAAUAAGUCGAGCCGGCGCCGUACCUUGGAUACGCGCAUGAAGAACCUGGCAAGUAAGGCACGCGAGCUUUCUAUUCUAUGCAACGCCAAGGCCUGCGUGUUGGUGUACGAUGAGGGAAAUGCGGCGCCAAAGGUGUACCCAUCGCACGCCGAGGCGGCGGAUCUCCUGAAUAGGUACAGAACCAUGGCAGAGGGGCGGUUCAAGAAGACGGUGAACCAGGAAGACUUCCUCAGCCAGCGCCUCAGCAAGCUCCAGGUCGAGGAAAACAAGGUACGAGACCCCGAGAUCAGGAUCCUGCUACACAAGGCCAUGCUCGGCAGCGACCUCCCCGAUCUCAAAGUCGAUGAGCUCACCAUCGUCAGUAGUAGACUGGAGGAGAUCCUCAAGAGCAUGGGCGAAAGCAUCGCUAAAAUUAGCGGACAACCCCCUGUCUUGCAGCCCCAGGUACCAUACAUCCCUGACAACGUGGACAUGGGCGGGUCUUCGGCAAUGUAUCAGGCGUCCCAGCCAGCUCCGUACGUCACCAACAACAUGGACAUGGGGCCUUUCGCCAUGAAUCAGCAGCCGUCGCCCACUCCAUACGUCACCGGCAGCAUGCACGUGGGGUCUCCAAUGAUGUAUCAGGUGCCGCCACAGCAUGAGGGUUGGCUCGACAAGGUGAGAUCUGGAAGGGACCUCGACGCCCUGGCCCACAAUAGCUAUAACUGCGCUGGGCAUGACGGCGCCAACACCAGCACCGGCGCCGGCUAUAGCACCAAUGGGCACGACGGCGCCGGUACCAGCGCCAACGCCGGCUCUUCCGGUGGGAUGAAGUCCUUGGAUGUGGGGUUUGGUUGGCAAUCGGGCGGCGUCGAUCCUGAAGAAUCAUCUUGGAGUCUUUUCCCUCCCAUGUAAGGUAGGAUGGAGAGAAGUCUUUUCCCGUAGCGUGCAAUGCAUAGCCAGCUACGUGCGUUUCAUCUAUAGUUUGAUUUAGCUUGGCAUAGCUAAAAGGCAGGAAAGGCAACCUUAAUAAGUUGAGACAUUCUGUCUCUCUCGAUGGUGCUCUUUGAGCCUAGACAUUUUUAUUUUAGUAGUUGAAAUUGUUGUUAUGGAUUUCUUCCAUGGUCGCCAUUUUUAUUUUAGUCGUUGAAACUGUUAUAUGAGAUCUCUUCCAUGGUCUGUUUGUUUAAUCUGU